AUGGCGGCAGACGACCCAAGCAAUGAAAAGCCUACCAAUGGCGAUACCAAAGAGGAGAUUGUGUCGACUCAAGUUGUCACGAAUGAUGAAGUUCAAGAUGAAAAGAAGCAACAACAACCCCAAGGUGAUAUGCCCGAUAUGAAAUCUCUCACGGUGGAGGAGCUCUAUGACAAGGAAAAGUAUGACAUGUCAACUAUGGAUACGAACGACGUGCUUGCCCUCUUGCAGACAAGCUUAGAUGGUCUUACUUCCUCUGAUGCAGCGGCACGUACUGAAAAGUUUGGGCCAAACAAGAUUGAGACCAAGGAAGUCAACCCCUUCUUGCAAUUUCUUGGUUUUAUGUGGAAUCCAUUGUCAUGGGUCAUGGAAGCUGCUGCUCUUGUUGCUAUUGCUGUAUCCAAUGGUGGUGGUCGACCACCAGAUUGGCCUGAUUUUGUGGGUAUCAUUUUGCUGUUGCUUGCCAACUCGGUGAUCGGCUUUCUUGAAGAACGUCAAGCAGGCAAUGCUGUCAAGGCCUUGAUGGAUGCAUUGGCACCUGAAUGCAAAGUCAAGCGUGAUGGUGAAUGGAAGACCAUGGAAGCUGCAAGUUUAGUUCCUGGUGACAUUAUCAACAUUAAGCUCGGUGAUGUUGUACCUGCCGAUGGUCGUCUUAUUACAGCUCAUGGUGCUGUAUCCAUUGAUCAAGCUGCUCUCACGGGUGAAUCAUUACCUGUUGGCAAAGAAGCGGGUGAUGAAGUCUUUUCUGGAUCCACCGUCAAGCAAGGUGAAGCUGAAGCCGUCGUUAUUGGCACUGGUCUCAACACCUUCUUUGGUCGUGCUGCCAAAUUGGUUGGCGAAGCUGGUGAUGAUAUGGGCCAUUUACAAACCAUCCUUGCACGCAUUGGUAACUUUUGCUUGUGCAGCAUUGGUAUCUUCCUUGUGGUCGAAAUCUUGGUCAUGUAUCCUGCUUUCAAGUACGAGUAUCGACGUGGUAUCGACAACUUGCUUGUAUUGCUCAUUGGUGGUAUCCCUAUUGCCAUGCCGACGGUGUUGUCGGUCACACUGGCUAUUGGUGCUAAGCAACUUGCUGAACACAAGGCCAUCGUUACGCGCAUUACAGCUAUUGAAGAAAUGGCAGCCGUUACCAUCUUGUGUUCGGAUAAGACGGGUACCUUAACGUUGAACAAGCUCAUUGUCGACAAGCCCACAGUGAAACGUUAUGGUGAACCUGAUAUUGAUGAUAUCCUUUUGAUCUCUGCUUAUGCUUCACGUACCGAAAAUCAAGAUGCCAUUGAUUUUUGCAUUGUCAACUCGUUGCCCGAUCCCAAGCAAGCUCGUGAAGGUAUUGAAGAACUCGACUUUAAGCCUUUCAAUCCUGUUGUCAAGCGUACAGAGAUCACCUAUCGCCGUGAAUCGGAUGGCAAAGUUUUACGUGCAACAAAAGGCAUGUCAGCCUUUAUCAUGGAUCUAUGCACUCGUGACAAGACCGAUGAGCAAAUCAAGCAGCUUGAAGAUGAUGUUGAUGAAUUUGCACGCCGUGGCCUUCGUUCACUUGCUGUUGCCGUUGAUGAAGUCCCUAGUGGUGAUCCUGAAGGUGAAGGCUUGGGAUUCAAGUUGAUUGGCUUGUUGCCUAUUUACGAUCCACCUCGUUCGGAUACCAAGGAGACCAUUGAUCGAGCCAUUGAACUUGGUGUGCAAGUCAAGAUGAUUACUGGUGACCAGCUUGCUAUUGCCAAGGAAACGGGUCGUCGACUUGGUAUGGGUGACAACAUGUACCUUUCCAAAACUCUCAAGGAGGGCCCACCAGCUGGUUCAGGUUACUCAACGGUGGAUGAAUUGGUACUUCAAGCGGACGGCUUUGCUGGUGUAUAUCCAGAGCACAAGUACGAGAUUGUGGAGCGGUUGCAAGCAAUGGGUCACAUGACAGCCAUGACAGGUGAUGGUGUGAACGAUGCCCCAGCACUCUCCAAAUCAAACGUGGGUGUUGCUGUUGCUGAUGCAUCGGAUGCUGCACGCUCUGCUGCCGAUAUUGUAUUGACCGAACCAGGUUUAUCAGUGAUCAUUGAAGCCUUGAUUCACUCUCGUCGUAUUUUCCAACGCAUGCGUAAUUAUUCAAUUUACACAUGCUCGGUGACAAUUCGUAUUGUGGUGGGUUUUGCCAUCAUGUGCUUUGCUUUCCAAUUCGAUUUCCCGCCUUUCCUUGUUCUUAUCAUUGCCGUCAUCAAUGAUGGUACCAUCAUGACUAUUUCCAAGGAUCGUGUGCGUCCAUCACCUUUCCCAGAUAGCUGGAACCUAUUUGAGAUCUUUUCUUAUGCUAUCGUUUACGGCUUGUAUCUUGCAGCAUCCACCAUUGCAUUCUUUGCUGUUGCCCACAAGACCAACUUUUUCCAAUCCAAGUUUGGUGUGGGCACCUAUGAUGAUGUAAAUCAUCCCGUAUUCCAUUCGAUCAUCUAUUUGCAAGUGGCAAGCAUUUCGCAAGGUCUCAUCUUUGUGACACGUUCUCAUGGAUUCUUUUUCAUGGAACGACCAUCGACCCUACUUUUGUCGGCAUUUGUCGUUGCCCAAAUUGUUGCUACUUGCAUUGCUGUUUAUGCCAACUGGGGCUUUACCAACAUUGAAGGCUGUGGUUGGCCUUGGGCUGGUAUCGUAUGGGUUUGGAAUUUUGUAUGGUUCCCACCACUCGAUUUAAUCAAGUUUGGUAUGCAACGUCUCUUCCGUCCCAAGAACAUUGCACCUUUGCCUCAUCAAGAAGGUACUCGAUCGCGUCGUUCCUCUGUUAUGUCCGGUUCAGCAUCUGCACGCUUUUAUUCAAACCGCACACGUUCGCUUCGUGCUAUGGAACGCCCUCGCAACUUUGGUCGUCGUUUGCUUGGGCUUAACAAGAAGCUUUCUAUGGAUCCUAACGAGAUGCGUCGUUUCUCAUCUGCUCAGACCAACCAAGCCGCACAAGUCCUUAGUGGUAACACAGGUGCCAAUCAGUCAUGA
This is a messenger RNA of Lichtheimia ornata, 2964 nucleotides long. Its product is annotated as plasma-membrane proton-efflux P-type ATPase. The record is from RefSeq and is a predicted model, not a curated record. Gene Ontology annotation, biological process: proton export across plasma membrane; regulation of intracellular pH. The transcript is spliced from 3 exons. Lineage: Eukaryota; Fungi; Mucoromycota; Mucoromycetes; Mucorales; Lichtheimiaceae. Gene Ontology annotation, molecular function: P-type proton-exporting transporter activity; ATP hydrolysis activity; ATP binding. Gene Ontology annotation, cellular component: plasma membrane. The coding region runs from base 1 to 2964 and encodes 987 amino acids.